GGAGUCGCAGGUUGCCGUCAUGGCGGGGGCCGGAGCCGGAGCGAGCGCCCAGGAGAAGCGGGCCACGGCGGCGCGCCUGAAAGCGGCCCUCAGCGCUGCUGAGGAAAGCGAGGCUGCCGGGGAGCUGCAGGCGCUCCUGGAGCGGGUGUUGUGCCCGGCGGCAAGCGGCGGCGAGGCGGUGUCCGAGGCGCUGGCAUGGUGCCGUUGCCUGCUGGCGGGCGGCGAGCCUUGGGACGGCUUCGUGCAGGCGGUGAGGGCCUACGACCCGGCCACACUCUGCGGCCUGGUGUGGACGGCCAACUUCGUGGCCUACCGCUGCCGGACUUGCGGCAUCUCGCCUUGCAUGAGCCUCUGCGCCGAGUGCUUUCACCAAGGCGAGCACGCCGGACACGACUACAACAUGUUCCGCAGCCAGGCGGGGGGCGCUUGUGACUGCGGCGAUGGCAACGUCAUGCGGGAGGCCGGGUUUUGCAAAAGGCAUCGGAUAAAAUCAAGCUCAGAAGUUCCAUCUGUUCCAAGAGAUCUGCUGAUAAUGUCAGAACUAGUUCUUCCACAAUUCAUCUUCUCUCUUAUUCAGUACUUAAGGGAAGGUUAUAACGAGCCAGUCCUUGAUCUACCAUCAGAAAAAGACCUUCAAAAAGUCCUUCAGAUAUUGGAACCUCACAUUUCAUUCUUGGAAGAUCUGACAAAAAUGGGAGGAGCAAUGCGUUCAGUCCUUACUCAGGUUUUGACAAAUCAGCAAUUCUAUACAGAUCUUAGCUCUGGUGGCGGAGAAAAUGCAUGUGCGAAGAAAAGUCAUGAAAAAUACCUUGUAGCUCUGAAAGGUUCUGGACUGACAUUUCCUGAAGACAAGCUUGCAUGUGGAGCGCAGGAACAAGCAGCUGGGACCAGCACUUCAGCAAUUCAAGGUCUUACAGGUGCUACACCAACUUCAGGGCAAGGUGACUCUUCAGAUGAGGAGGACCAGGAUGGUAGCCAAGGUGUGGGAAAGCGCAAGAGGGUGAAAUUAAGCAGCAGCACCAAAGAUCAAUCUAUCAUGGAUAUUUUGAAGCAUAAAUGUUUUCUAGAAGAAUUAUUAUUUUGGACCAUAAAAUACGAAUUUCCCCAGAAAAUGGUAACUUUCUUACUCAACAUGCUUCCAGAUCAAGAUUAUAAGAUUGCGUUUACUAAAACGUUUGUGCAGCAUUAUGCAUUUAUUAUGAAAACACUGAAGAAAAGCCAUGAAUCUGAUACCAUGUCUAACAGAAUUGUACACAUCAGCGUCCAGCUGUUCAGCAAUGAAGAGUUAGCACGUCAAGUGACAGAAGAAUGCCAGUUGCUUGAUAUUAUGGUUACUGUCCUGCUGUAUAUGAUGGAGAGUUGCCUUAUUAAAAGUGAACUACAAGAUGAGGAAAACAGUUUACAUGUGGUAGUGAACUGUGGGGAAGCACUACUUAAGAACAAUACUUACUGGCCACUUGUCAGUGACUUUAUUAAUAUCCUUUCACACCAGAGUGUGGCGAAGAAAUUCUUGGAGGACCACAGGCUAUUAGUAACGUGGAUGAACUUUGUAUCAUUUUUUCAAGGUAUGAAUUUAAACAAGAGAGAACUUAAUGAGCAUGUUGAGUUUGAAUCCCAGACUUACUAUGCUGCUUUUGCUGCUGAGCUUGAGGCCUGUGCCCAGCCAAUGUGGGGACUGCUCUCACACUGCAAAGUCAGGGAGACACAAGAGUACACACGAAAUGUUGUCAGAUACUGCCUAGAAGCACUUCAGGAUUGGUUUGAUGCGAUCAACUUUGUGGAUGAGCCUUCUCCUAAUCAGGUCACUUUUCAUCUGCCACUGCAUCGUUACUAUGCUAUGUUUCUGAGUAAGGCUGUUAAAUGCCAAGAACUGGAUCUGGAUUCCCUUCUUCCUGACCAGGAGAUGUUGAUGAAGCUAAUGAUUCACCCACUUCAGAUUCAGGCAAGCCUCUCUGAAAUCCAUAGUAAUAUGUGGGUAAGGAACGGCCUGCAGAUUAAAGGACAAGCCAUGACUUAUGUGCAGUCUCACUUCUGUAAUUCUAUGAUUGAUCCUGACAUUUAUCUAUUACAGGUCUGUGCUUCUAGACUUGACCCAGAUUAUUUUAUUUCUUCAGUUUUUGAAAGGUUCAAGGUGGUUGACCUCUUAACAAUGGCUUCACAACAUCAGAAUACAGUGCUGGAUUCAGAGCAUGAGAGAUCAAUGUUAGAAGGCGCUUUAACAUUUCUUGUCAUUCUUUUGAGUCUCCGUUUACACUUGGGAAUGACCGAUGAUGAGAUUCUGAGAGCAGAGAUGGUUGCUCAACUCUGCAUGAAUGACAGGACUCACAGUUCUCUAAAGGAUCACAUUCCAGAAAAUCCUAAUCCUAAAAGUGGCAUUAUUCCUGGCAGUUUAAGCUUUGAGUCAAUGUUGUCAGCUGUAGCUGAUUUUAAAGCUCCUGUAUUUGAGCCAGGGGGCUCCAUGCAGCAAGGAAUGUAUACACCUAAAGCUGAAGUCUGGGAUAAGGAGUUUGAUCCAGUCAUGGUAAUUCUUCGAACUGUUUAUCGUAGGGACGUGCAAUCUGCAAUGGACAGAUACACAGCAUUUUUAAAACAGAGUGGGAAAGUUCAUGGGAACCCCUGGCCUCCAUACAAGAAGCGAACACAUUUGCACCCAAGCUAUAAAGGACUCAUGAGGCUCUUGCACUGCAAAACUUUGCACAUUGUAUUGUUCACUCUACUCUACAAGAUAUUAAUGGAUCAUCAAAACCUGUCUGAACAUGUCCUUUGCAUGGUUUUAUAUUUGAUUGAAUUGGGACUAGAGAACUCACCUGAACAAGAAUCUGAUGAAGAAGAUUCAAUGGGAGGACAAGAACGCUGCCAUGAUAGUUGGUUUCCAGGGAAUAACUUGGUGUCUAAUAUGCGUCACUUCAUCAACUACGUGCGCGUAAGAGUACCAGAGACAGCUCCAGAGGUGAAAAGAGAACCGCCUGCAAGUACGAGUUCUGAUGGCUUAGCAGCUUCUCAGAAUCCAAGGCGGUCUAAAGGACUUCAGAGAGAGAAUUCAGGGACGGCACAAGUGUUCAGUUUGGUUGCAGAACGUAGAAAGAAAUUUCAGGAAAUCAUUAAUCGUAAUACUACUGAAGCAAGUCAGGCAGUUCGACCCAAGACUUCGAUGAAAUGGUCUGCUCCGGGUGCAACUCCCCAGCUAACAACAGCCAUCUUGGAAAUCAAGGAAAGCAUAUUAUCUUUGCUAGUUAAGCUUCAUCAUAAACUGUCAGGAAAGCAAAACUCUUACUAUCCUCCCUGGCUGGAUGACAUGGAAACUCUAAUUCAACACGAAAACCCUAAGUAUUUUCAUGGGGAUGGCAUGACAGCUGUAGAAAGGAUUUUAUUGAAAGCAGCUCUUCAAAGCAGACUGAACAAACGUAUCAUUGAGGAAAUAUGUAGAAAAGUGACUCCACCUGUACCACCAAAAAAGAUUAGUCCAGCAGAGAAGAAAACUUUGGACAAAGAAGAAAGACGACAGAAGGCCAGGGAGAGGCAACAAAAGUUGCUGGCUGAAUUUGCAUCAAGGCAGAAGAGCUUUAUGGAAACUGCCAUGGAUGUUGAGUCGCCAGAUGCAGAUAUUGCUAUGGAGAUAGCAACAGCAGAACAGCAUGUUUCUGAAGCUGUAUAUGAUUGUGUUAUUUGUGGACAGAGCGGCCCUUCCACAGAAGAGCGGCCAGCAGGAUUAGUUGUGCUCUUACAGGCCUCUUCAGUUUUAGGUCAAUGCCGCAAUACUACUGAACCUACGAAGCUGCCAACGUCUGAAAAGGAGCAGAUAUAUCCUUGGGACACAUGUGCAACAGUAUAUGAAGCACGACUUGCGACUUUACAGCAGUUCUUUAAAGAUAGUUCCUGUCUGCAGUCUGUAUCAAUCGGCUGGGAAGGAGGUGUGUAUGUGCAAACUUGUGGGCAUACAUUACACAUAGAUUGUCAUAAAUCCUACAUGGAAUCACUGCGGAACGACCAGGUUCUCCAGGGCUUUUCAGUGGACAAAGGAGAAUUUACUUGUCCUCUGUGUAGGCAGUUUGCUAACAGUGUCCUUCCAUGUUAUCCUGGCAACAAUGUGGAGAGAAGCCUUUGGCAAUGUCACAGUAACAAGACUAUGCAAGAUCUCAUAAAGGAGGUGGAAGAGCUUCAAGAGCAGCUGGGAACUUUCCCAGUAAGCAUCAGUUCAGAAACCAAUUUAAGCAAAGAAAUGGAAUCUGUGAUGAAGGAUAUUAAAAGUACUACCCAGAAGAAAUACACGGACUACAGCAAGUCUCCUGGAUCACCAGAUAAUGACUUUCUGUUCAUGUAUUCCGUAGCCAGGACAAACUUGGAGCUUGAACUGGUUCAUCGGGGAGGCAACCUCUGUCUAGGAGGUGCAAGCACAGCUGGAAAGAGAUCAUGUUUACAUCAGCUGUUUCAUGUGCUGGCUAUGCACAUGCGACUCUACAGCAUUGAUUCGGCUUACAACCCGUGGAAGAAACUGACACAGUUGAUGCUUGAUGAGAAUUUGCAGAUGUGCAGUGAGGAGCAGCCAGAAGUUCCAGUGCUUUACAGAGAUGCCUCAUCCCUUUUGCUCAUCCAGAUUUUAACCAUGCCACAGCCAUUGCGCAAAGAACACUUUAUUUGUAUCAUAAAGGUGCUCUUCACAUUGUUGUAUAUACAAGCACUUGUCGCACUUUCAGUAAAAUGCAGCGCUGAAGACAGGAUGACUUGGAUGAACUCAGGAGCUCUGAAAAAGAAUGUAUCCAAUGCAAAAAAGACUUGGGAAGUAUUACAGAGCCAUGUGAUCAGUGAGCUCUCCAAAGGGAAGAUCUAUGAGCAAGAGGAAACUGAAGUUCUAGCCAUGGACAGCACUAGUGCUUGGUGCCCACACUCCAUAGAGACGUAUUUGCAGCAAUUCUGCCUGCCUUUCCUCAGGAUAACCAGCCUUCUUCAGCACCAUCUCUUCGGAGGGGAGUUACCCAGCUGUCAGGAAGAUGAAGAGUUUACUGUUCUUGCCAACUGCCUGGGCUUGUUACCAUCAUCUUUUCAAUCAUCACAGUUUGCCAGUGCCUCUUGUCUUGAUUGGCCAGUGCCAGCCUUUGAUAUUAUAUCCCAAUGGUGCUCAGAAUUGGUUUCAUUUGCAGACAAGCACCCAGCACAAGUAAAGAUUUUACUUGUACAGGAACCUAAAUGGGACUUACCACGCCUCCUACAAUUGCCUGAAAAUUAUAAUACUAUUUUCCAGUACUAUCACAGAAAGAGUUGCUCAGUCUGCUCCAAGGUUCCUAAAGAUCCAGCUGUUUGUCUAGUUUGUGGCACUUUUGUGUGUUUGAAAGGACUUUGCUGCAAGCAACAAAGCUACUGUGAAUGUGUCUUGCACUCACAAAACUGCGGUGCUGGAACAGGCAUAUUCCUUUUGAUCAAUGCAUCUGUCAUCAUCAUCAUUCGUGGUCAUCGUUUUUGCCUUUGGGGUUCUGUUUACUUGGAUGCGCAUGGUGAAGAAGACAGAGAUCUCAGGCGGGGCAAACCUCUCUAUAUAUGUAAAGAAAGAUACAGAGUGCUUGAGCAGCAGUGGGUAUCGCAUACCUUUGAUCACAUCAAUAAACGAUGGGGGCCACAUUAUAAUGGUUUGUAGAUCACUACCCAUCAUUUGCGCCAUCACAUCGCCUUUAUUAUGAAUGCUACAUGAUUGGCUUCAGCUUUAAGGGAAUGGAAAUUCAGUUUCUUCACUGGGAAAGCGUGAAGCACCGCCGUUGUAUGCAGCCCUACAUUAGUUAGGUGCUGGCCGUAAGAGGUUUCGUAAUUAAAAAUACAAAGCAAUUAGUCCUUCUAAUUUGAGUGCAGAAUCUAAAUUCAUUUGAUAGUUGUUGGCUUUCUAAUCUACUAAUAAAAAAGCACAAAUUGUACUUUAAAAAUGCCACUAAAUGGCUAUUAAGUGUUUUAUUUUUCCCUGAUUUGGGAUUGUUUAUGCUGAAGAACUGUAUAUGUGUAGUACACCUGCUAAACAUACUGCUUUUUUCCUUUGCCUUCCUUUGUGUUGCUUUAAGAUUUUGCUUUAUGGAUCUGUAAGUAUACAAGAGUUGUGACACUUUCGAUUUGUGAGAUUGUAUAGAAAUGGUCUAAAGAAUUUUUAGAGAAUAUUUCGCUUAUUGCCAGAGAGCUAUUGAAAUAGUUUCAGGCAUUGCUGAAAACCUUAUUCAUUCUCAGGAAUUUCAUAGAUAUACUCCAGAGAUUAGUAAAAUAGCUGUAAAAUAGGUAGCUUGCUGCUCUUAAUGUAAUACAAUACAUAUACAGUAUUCUGUCUGACAUUUCAGUUAGCUUUAUUUACUAGUACAUACUAGCACAUCCAUUUUAUUGUCUGUGUAUAUACGACAAUUGUAAAACGACCAGAAUGGCAGAUCAGAAUCCCAACUAAGCCUGCCAUGUCUCUUGUUUCCACCUAGCUAACUCAGUGUGGUGGCGAUGGGGGAGACAUGUUGCAUACCCUGCAAAUGAAGCAUAAUUCGGGAGUUUUCCAAUGAGUUCAAGCAGCUCCUUUCUAUUGUAUUUAUAGAGCAAUCACUGCCCUUUUUGCUUGAAUUCCUUUAUAGGGGGAUGGGGGAGUGAAAUUGUGAGGUGGCAGUGGGUGAAUUACUUCUUUCCCCCAUGUCCAUCUCACUUGAAAAAUGCCCUGUUAACAGUCCACAUGGAGCAACCAAGGCUGCACAACACAGAGCCCCCCUUUUUUUAUACACCGAAUUUCUGCUGAUGAGUUGCUUGGGAAGGAAAGGGGGGAGCAGCACGUGGACUGAGUCAAGCCCCCAUUUCCCCUUCUCAAGCAGCUGACUGUCUUACUUGACUGCUGGAUGACGGAGGGGAACUGUGUACUCUGCAGUCUCCUUGCACCUAUUUGCCCCCUGCAAGCUAGGGCUGGGCAUGCGGAGCCCAGCUUCCCACCCACGUCAUGGCGCCUGGUAAGAGCAGGGCAACUGUGUUUAGAGGGCUUUGAAAUCCGCAAGAAUGGCCUUCACUGAGGAAAGCAGCACACCUCACCAGGCAAAGAAGAUGAGACAUCCAUACCGAUAACGUUGCUGCCAAACCCUUUUUCUUCCUUUUCACAGAGUAAUCAAACAUCUGUUGACUCUUUCAAGCAGUGCUGUCAGGCACUUCUGAUACUGACAUACUUUGACUUACAUCGCUUAUUCUGUAAAGAAAAGUUUAUACGUGUAAACUAAUUUUUUAAAAGUUGUAGUCAUAAAACCAUGCAUUUGAUUUGAAAUGUCUGAUAAGAAAUCAGCUGCUGAAAAUCACAUAGGGAAUGAUAUGAAAAGUAGGAAUUUUCACAUAAAGAGCCUCAUAGCCUACAAGGUUUUUACAAAAAUAUAAAGUAAAAUACGUGGCAAUGGUUUCCUGUUUUAUAUAACAUUGUGUGCAAAUGCGCCCAUACAUUUGGAUUCUUCCUAUGAGCCUACAGUUCCUUCACCAACUGAAACAUUGACUUUUCCAAAACAUUGCUACAUUUUUAAUAUUGUAUCAAAUGUUUAGUCUAUAAUAUUUUUUGCAUUGCUCACUUCUGAGUACCAGGCCAUUUUGUAAGCACAGUGGAUGAGCAGAAAUACUCUUGACAUCUACCAACAUAACACUCUUGAAUUUGACUGCUCUGUGUAGUUUGAAACUUCACAAGCUUAUGAUGUCUCAAAAAAUUGAAUAAAACGUGUUAUUUAAAAUGGAAUGUUUUUUGGUUGUGUAUAUGGGUGUGAAGUAAAAUUAUUAGCCUUAACUUUAAAAUCUUUGUAGUUCAUUGUGUUCAUUUUGAUGCUGGUGAAUUAGUCACUGGUCAGUUUUUUUAAAAAGGCACUUGUUUGGAAAUCCUACUUGAAAUACACUUGCAUGCUGCUGACCUAGAAGUUUGAUUAAUCCCAUAAGUUUUUGAAAAUCUGCUUUAUUAAGCUUACUUUGAAAAAUAACAGGUCCAAACGAGAAUGGGGUGUGUGUGCGUGUGUGCUGCUGCUGCUGCUGCUAUUCCUCCAAUGUACUGGUGUGGUAUCUUGUAUGAAUGAUCAUUUAAGUACAGUACAUUACUGUAGAAACAGAAUCAAUCUGACACAUCAAAAUGCAAAACUAGAAAUACCGUAAUCAACAUUGUAAAAUAUGUUAAUAAAAGUCUACUGUCAUUA
Molecule: messenger RNA, 8150 nt
Organism: Elgaria multicarinata webbii
Lineage: Eukaryota; Metazoa; Chordata; Lepidosauria; Squamata; Anguidae
Gene: UBR3
Product: ubiquitin protein ligase E3 component n-recognin 3
Exons: 40
Coding region: 20-5629 (1869 amino acids)
Biological process (GO): ubiquitin-dependent protein catabolic process via the N-end rule pathway; protein ubiquitination
Cellular component (GO): cytoplasm; ubiquitin ligase complex
Molecular function (GO): ubiquitin protein ligase activity; zinc ion binding
Source: RefSeq, a predicted model, not a curated record